This is a messenger RNA of Zeugodacus cucurbitae (melon fly), 432 nucleotides long. RefSeq lists its product as uncharacterized. The record is from RefSeq and is a predicted model, not a curated record. The transcript is spliced from 4 exons. Bases 1 to 432 code for a protein of 143 amino acids. Lineage: Eukaryota; Metazoa; Arthropoda; Insecta; Diptera; Tephritidae.
AUGUUGGAAAAUGAAGUGUUAGCGCUGCAAAAUCAAUUGACCAUCGCACGCAAUGAAAUCAACAAAUUGAGACAACAAGUGCGCAAUUUGCAACAUGUACAAAGAAAGGAUAUUGAUAGUGUGGCCCGUGUCCUUCGAGAAUUCCGUUGUGAAGGUUGUCGUCGCCAAACUGCGGAGGAAAACACACGAAAUAGCAACGUUUCACCCAAGCAAAAUCAGCAGAUAGAUGACUCAAAUGCAGAGGCGUACAACGGUGUGCGAUGGCAGCAAAUCGGUGUGAUACGCACGGCAUUCCCCGAAAAACGUGGUGUACCGCGACAGUCGAGCGUAGGCGGUCGAUUGCGUGGCAUUGUGGAGUUGAACUCAGAUACUUUUACAAAUCCCGAACACGCAUUGGAAGGCCAAGGUCGCACCGCCGCGUUUGGGUGGUGA